Podarcis raffonei (Aeolian wall lizard) is the source of this 1581-nucleotide messenger RNA. RefSeq names its product high mobility group nucleosome binding domain 1 (gene HMGN1). Gene Ontology annotation, biological process: chromatin organization. Lineage: Eukaryota; Metazoa; Chordata; Lepidosauria; Squamata; Lacertidae. Gene Ontology annotation, molecular function: nucleosomal DNA binding. Gene Ontology annotation, cellular component: nucleus; chromatin. The transcript is spliced from 6 exons. The record is from RefSeq and is a predicted model, not a curated record. Bases 198 to 494 code for a protein of 98 amino acids.
GAGGAGAAGGGGGGUCAGACGGGCGGGCGGGCACACUCUUGGUCUGUGCGCAGGAGUGAGAGUCGGACUUCCCAGUGGGGCUGGAGUAAGGAGUGCCAGCCGCCGCCGCCACCGCUCCCGCCGCCCGACGAUAGGGAACAAAUAAAAGCACAAGGGAAAGCCGAGCGCCGUCGUUCGGCAUCGCCGCUUACUCCGCCAUGCCGAAGAGAAAGGUGAACGCCGCUGAAGAAGAGCCAAAAAGGCGAUCUGCACGCCUGUCUGCUAAACCUGUCAUUGCCAAAAUUGAAACCAAACCAAAAAAGCCAGCUUCAAAGGAUAAGCCGGAGGAAAAGAAAGCCCCAGCAAAAGGGAAAAAGGGACCAAAAGGUAAACAGGCUGAAGAGAUUAACAAUGAGGAAGUAAAGGAUAACUUGCCUGCGGAAAAUGGAGAAGCAAAAAGUGAUGAGGCCCCAGUAUCUGAUGCAGCAGGAGAAAAAGAAGCAAAAUCUGAGUAACAUCUUGUACAAAGUCUCUUAAUCAGUGGUUUGUUUGCCACCAUCUUGUACAAUUCAGAGGAAUAUUUUUAUCAACUAUUUUGUAAAUGCAAGUUUUUUAGUGGUUUUAGAAAAGACAUUUUUUAAGCAUGAGGGGAUCCCUCCCUCAAUAUCCCAUUUAACGUAGUUUUGAGUGUAAAUGCUUUGUUUUUAAAAGGUAAAAAUCAUGUACUGGUUGUCUCUCUAUAUAACCAGCAAUUAAUGGAAUGUUAGAUUAAGGAGAAAUUUCAAAAUAUUGAUUACUUACAGUGCUAUCCUAUACAUGUUUACUUAGAACUAAAUCCCACUGGUUUCAGUGGUACUUAUUCUUUAAUAAGUGUGCAUAGGAUUGCAGCCUUAACAUUCCAGAGGCCAGGGUGGGCAACUUGCAAUUUACAUGUGGCCCUUUAAAGCUAUUUUUAUGCAGGACUUCAGUUACUUUAAAUUUAGCUUUGUUUCCUUAAAUUUUUAGCCUUUACAAAUAAAUUUGAAUAUAUGAUGGAAAUAUAUGCCCAGCAUAUGCCAGUAUCGUCCCCAGAGGCAAACAAGUUGCUCACACCUGCUGUAUACUGUGGGAUGGUUUUUGUAAUUGUUAAAAGAAGCAUAGCACAGAUAAAACGUUGACAUGGUGACAAGUAGGAAAAUGUCUUUACACUUAACACGUAUCCCCCUCGAUUUGUCAUCAGUAGAAUGCUUCCUCAGAAAACCCAACUUGUUCCCUGGUGUUGGAUCUCCCAAAUUUGUUUUAUCUGUGACAAGAGUUAUUUUUGGUAGUGGUAGUUUAUUUUUUCAACAGCUUUGUAACGUGUUGUGAACGGUUGGAAAUCUGGGUGUGUAGUGUGUGUGGUGUUCAAUUACUGAGUAGAUAAAAUUUCUGGUUAAGCAGACAUGACUUUCACAUGACAGUAUUUGAGACACUGGUACUUUUCUACUUUGAAUUAAUGGUCUAUCAAAGAAGUCAUAAUUGUCAGAUGACUGGUUUACAUUCAAAUUAUUGGAAGAAGAAUCAGUACAAAUAGUUAAUGUCUGUGGUUCAUCAAACAAGAUCCAAUAAAAUAUUGGUCAUAAA